AUGAAUAAAACGAAUGAUUCAACCGUUUCAAUUUAUACUGCAAAGUGGAAAUGCGGUUGUCGAGAAUCAUCUUUUUUACUCGACGGGAACCAGACGACCGAUUUAGAGCAACAUUCUCCUUCUAAAAAAGAAAGGGUGUCUCCUUUGCUCGAUGCAAUUCAUCAAACACAAGAGGAUAGUGAUGAGUCAUCGAUCAGGAGGGACUGUGCUUUUCCCAAGAUUACGAAUAUUCGUGUAGACGAAGCAAACGAAUAA
Messenger RNA from Cavenderia fasciculata, 255 nucleotides. RefSeq lists its product as uncharacterized. Bases 1 to 255 code for a protein of 84 amino acids. The transcript is spliced from 3 exons. The record is from RefSeq and is a predicted model, not a curated record. NCBI's taxonomy places the organism in Eukaryota, Evosea, Eumycetozoa, Acytosteliales, Cavenderiaceae.